This is a messenger RNA of Cucurbita moschata (crookneck pumpkin), 2491 nucleotides long. RefSeq names its product putative zinc finger protein CONSTANS-LIKE 11. The transcript has 6 exons. The record is from RefSeq and is a predicted model, not a curated record. The coding region runs from base 6 to 1244 and encodes 412 amino acids. NCBI's taxonomy places the organism in Eukaryota, Viridiplantae, Streptophyta, Magnoliopsida, Cucurbitales, Cucurbitaceae. Gene Ontology annotation, molecular function: zinc ion binding; protein binding.
UAAAUAUGGAACCUCAGUGCUGCGAGUUCUGUGGAGUGGAGAAAGCGAUUGUUUACUGUAAAUCUGAUUCGGCGCGUCUCUGUUUGCAUUGCGAUUACAUCGUUCAUUCUGCUAAUUCAUUAUCACGACGCCAUCUUCGAUCGUUGCUGUGCGACAAGUGCAAUGCUCACCCUGCCAUUCUGCGCUGUAUGGAUGAUAAAGUCUCCCUCUGUCAGGGCUGUGACUGGAGCGCCGAUGAUUGUUCUUCCCUUCCCCAACGCACUCACCUUCUUCAUUCUUACACUGGUUCCCCUUCCACGUCUGAGUUCUCCAGGAUUUGUACUUCCCUUCUCGAUUCCACUUCUUGUACCACUGCCUUCGACGCCACCGCUGAUUGGACCUCGCUUACGACGCCUUAUGUUAUUGCCGAUUCCAUCGAUUUGACGGACGUUGAAGCUCCCUCUGCCGCUGAAAAUUUGAAUGACGUUCAAACUUGCUCUAAGUUUGAGACCUGGAUCGCCGAUCCUGCUUCUGCGUCUCCUGAGAAUCCUUCUUAUCAACCGGAUUUUCUUUCCGAUGACUCGAAUCCUCCAAAGGAUGCUGAAACCAAUGAAAAUAAUGAUAUAUGUGAGAGUCUUAAUCUUGGCGAUCUUUCUCUCCACUUGGAAAAUGGGGAAGGGUUGUUUGACUCUCCGAAAGAUACAAUGAAAUUCGAGUUUGAUGCUGGAGAAUUGGAGUGUCUUCUAAUUGACAGAAACUUUCCGGUCACUGAAUCUAAUGUUCCUGUUGAGGACACUAUCGAGGCCUCAGAUUAUACGGGAUUUCAAUCAUCUGAAGUCGAUAUUUCCAUGAACAUGAUUCGAAACGGCAAUUCAAAUUGCACGCUUAUAAAUCCUAGUUGCAAAGGAAAUUUCAACAUUGGAUUUCCUGCUGCUCAGGUUCAUUCAAGUAUAUCAGUUUCACUGUCAAAUAUCACUGGCGAAAGCAGUGGUGCAGAUUAUCAAGACUGUGGUUUAUCGCCGGCGUUUUUGACUGAAACCUCAUGGGAUCCUAGCAUGGAAGCUAUUGGUCCACUAGCAAAGGAUCGGAAUAGGGAUAAAGCUAAGAUGAGAUACAAUGAAAAGAAGAAAACAAGAACAUUUGGAAAGCAAAUAAGAUACGCAUCUCGCAAAGCCAGAGCUGAUACUAGAAAAAGGGUUAAAGGUCGAUUCGUGAAAGCAGGCGAAGCCUAUGACUACGAUCCUCUCGUGACAAGAAACUUUUGAGCUAUGAUAAACAAUUUCAGCUCCUAAUUCCAAAACAUAUGUCAUAUUGAACAAGGUUGUAGAUAAAGAUGUAGCCAUAGCCAGUACAGCUUUAUAAUCGACAGAUAGUAUCAGCGAUAAUUUUGUCCAUACAGCAGUGACUCUAAAUUGCCCUGAAGAGCAAUGGUGAAAAUUUUUCAGAUAGGAGGAAACAAGUGGUAAAAAUCUUGAAGGACAACAUUGUUAUAUGAUGAUUUAGCCUCUUGCCUUUGCACCCACGCAAUUCAAUGGUCAAUAGGCAGAGCUACAACCCAAUUUUUUUUCGUUAGUACAUAAAUAAGAUUAUUCUGUUUUCACUCCCGCGUAAUCUGUUUUGGUCACUUUUGGAAGAGUUCAUAGUCUGAGAGUAUAACAAAAACAAUUUUGGUUCUUAGUAUAUAACUCCACUCUCUUUUAUUCAGUUACUAAUCUUUGCAUUUUGUGCUCAGAAAACACCAGCCAGAGAAAUUUUCCAGCAAACAUCGACUGAAACCUCUGACAGCGAUUUGUUUCUAACAUGUUUCUUCUAUUAUCUUCUUUUAGAAACCUUGUUAAUAUCACAGCCAGAGAGAUUUCUUUCACAGCCACCAUUGAUUCAAAUUAGAAGACAUAUUUUCAUGAGACAGUAACUUGGGGUUGCAAAAAACAAGCAAAUGAAGAAGAAUUCCAGUAUGAGUCUGGUUUGCAGACUGAAAGUUGAAGAUCAGAGAGAGAGAGAGAGAGAUGAAAAGAUACUAAGAUUCACAAAAAGAGAACAGGCGUUUUGAGCCUUACAGAACAACAUGUGCUAAGAUUGCGAUUGUCGUUGCAGUCAUUAGGAGGUUGGUUGCAGGUGACGAUGGUGGGGAGAAGGACCUGAGUAGAGGUUCCCAUGAGGUAUUUAUGGGUAAGGUUUUGGCAAACAUCGCAGAGAAUGCACCUAAUAUGCCUGAGAGCUAAGAAAUUAGCACCAUGAACCCACUUGUCACAUUUCCUACAUAAAUAAGCAUCAUCCGCUUGGCAGUACAAUGAAGCCCUCGAGUCACAGAGCUCGCACAUCACCACCGCACCCUCCGCCGAAUCACCACCCUUCUCAGCCACCGAAAACUCCCGGCAACCACCGCGGCUCCUCUGUUCCACCACCCCUCUGCACAUUGCUUCUUCUUCUUCUUCUUCUUCUGAAUCUAAAUGUAAAUGUGGCAUGCCACCAUAAGGCUUAUAUAUAUAUAUAUAUAUAGAUAGCAGAAUGA